Schistocerca nitens (vagrant locust) is the source of this 3988-nucleotide messenger RNA. RefSeq lists its product as uncharacterized. The transcript has 2 exons. Lineage: Eukaryota; Metazoa; Arthropoda; Insecta; Orthoptera; Acrididae. The record is from RefSeq and is a predicted model, not a curated record. The coding region runs from base 208 to 987 and encodes 259 amino acids.
CGCGACUGUUAUGUUAGACUGUGCUACAAUGGUGGUUGUUUUGAAAUAUUCUAUCGUCUUGCUCAGGACUGAAGUCUGUGGUCCUCGGUUACAGUCGUCUUUGUAUUUGUUUCAUAUUUACACACUACUCAUCUUCAUUAUAAACAGAUUUUUUUCCUUUAAAUUCAUAAGGUUCACCGUGGGAUUGAAGAGAUUUCCUGCUGAAAAAUGUCCACAAUUAAUUGUAAGAAUAUUCAACACAACAGAUUGACGUUGAAAUACUCCUGCAAGUUCCCCAGCUGUUCAUCUGACAAUUACGUGGGUUCAACGGAAGAAAUUUGCAACAAGCAUUUCUACAGGUUUCCAAAACAACCUCAAGAGUUGAUUCUAAAGUGGAAGAGUGUUUGUAAACUGUCACCAGGUGUGAACUGUGCUUCUUAUUUUGUUUGUGAAGAUCAUUUUUUCGAAGAAGAUUUUAUGAAUAAAACUAGGCAUAGGCUAAACAGGCGUGUGUUUCCAAAACAUGUGACAGGUGUUCCUUGUGAAAUUGCCAAAAUAGGUAGUGAAUCAGGUGACACUGUUAUUAAUAGUGAAUUGGACCUACCAAGCACUAGUGGUGCUAUGGCAACUGUUCAUUUUACAGCUGCUAAUACCAGAAGUGAAACUGGUGUUAAUGAACUACAAAGCCUUAGUUGUGCUGUGGCAAGUAGUCCUCAUGUAGGUGUUUGUACCAGAAGUGGAUCAGGUGAAACUGGUGUUAAUAGUGAAUUAGACUUACCAAGCACUGGUGGUACCAUGGAAAAUCUUUAUUAUACAGGUGCCAAUACCAGGGGUGAAACUGGUGUUAGAGAAUUACCUAGCACUAGUUGUGCUGAGCAGAGUAAUUCAUUGAGUGAUGCACCUCUUAAAUUUUUUAUCUCCCUUCAAAAUGAAUCUGCAGAUAGUGAGUACACAUUCUUAUCUGAAACAUUUGGUAAUGAGGAAAUCAAAAAUGUACAAGAUUCAUAGGAAUACUCUAACAAGGCUAUUAAAACUAAAAGCAAAGCUACAUAAUGAAAAAUCAGAACAGAAAGCACUUAAAGAUUUAUAUGACAGCAAUACUUUCUCUUUCACAGAAUCUAUUUUAAACUCUGUUACCAAAGAUUUCAUAAACAGCCAAUUACAAAAUGCUCAUCGAUCAGCAAAUGCAAGGCGAUGGACACCCGAGGACAAAGUAUUUGCGUUAUCCUUAUAAAAACGAAGUCCCCGCGUAUACAAAUUUUUGUCAGUUCAUUUUUAUCUUCCUUCUUUGAGGCAUCUGAAAUGUCUGUUGUCUUCUAUACCUUUUGAACUAGGAUUGAAUACUUCGGUCAUGAAAGUAAUGAAAGCAGAAGUUGAAGUAAUGAACAACAGUGACAAAUAUUAUGCUUUGUUGUUUGAUGAAAUGUCUUCAGAAAGAGGGUUGUAUUAUAAUGCAAGCAAACAAGAAAUUUCAGUGUUUAAAGAUUUAGGGCAUUUAGGGGGGGGGGGGGUCAAAUGUUCAUGCAAAUCAUGCAUUUUCAUGGUUAGAGGCACACAUAAAUGCUGGAAGCAGGUUGUUGCUUAUUAUUUCACUCACAACUCAGUUUCAAGUAUCACUUUAAAAAGUCUUAUUACCUAUGUCAUAAGGCAAUUGUAAGAAAUAGGGCUAAAGGUAGUUUUUACAGUUUGUGACCAGGGUGCAACCAACCAGAGAGCACUGAAGGAACUCUGCUGUGAGAAAUCUACUGAGUCCAGUCCAUUUUAUUUUUUAGUCAGAGAUGAACCUAUUGCAGUCAUUUUUGAUGUCCCACAUCUAUUAAAAAAUACUAGAAAUGCUCUGCUAGGAAAUAAAAUACAGUUUGGGUUUAAAAAAGAGGCCAGUUUUGAAUAUAUUCACAGGGCUUUUCUUCUGGAUCAGCAGAAGAUGUUUAAGACAUUGCCAAAACUACAUAGAAAUACUUUUGAAUUAAUGGAUUCUUUUACUAAAAUGAAAGUCAAGGUAGCUGCAGCCCAGCUUAGUCAUACAGUUGCUGCAGUUAUUGAAACUUAUGUGGCAUUUAAUAUCUUACCUGCUGAGGCAAUAUACACUGCAGAAUUUGUUGAAAAGAUGGAUUGUUUAUUUGAUUCACUGAACAGUUCCUAUUGUUAUCCACAAGAUGGCAAGUCUUAUAAGUGUGCCCUCUCUGCAGAGUCCCCACAUAUUGAAAUGUGGUACAGUCUGUUAAAGGAAAUGGAAAAUUGGAAAGUGUUGGAGCUAGGCACAGGGAGAGAUAAGACAAAUAUGUUCAGUUUCAUAAGUGGGUGGCAAACUACAAUAAGAUCAUGGAUGUUCAUGAGGAACAGAUUAAAAAAUUGCUUUAAUUUUUGAAGCAUGAGGGCUUUCAGUCAAGACCCAGUGGAGAAUGUAUUUUGUUGUGUGAGGCAGCAUGGUGUUGCAAACACCAACCCAACUUGCUUUCACUUCAAAGCAGCAUUGAAAACAGUUAUAGUCAAUAACAUGCCCAUACCUACAAAUUCGCUAGGUAAUUGUGAGGAUUAUAGAUGCAUGCCAUUAAGCAAAUUAAGGCAAUUUUUGGGAGCUAGUGAUGACAACUUUCUUGACUCCACAACAGACCAUUCGAUUAUGGAUCAAUGUGCUUUAUAUUGUGCCCUUGCUGAUAAUGAAGCUGCUGCUGGUAGUGGUGGGGCUGAUGUAAGAAAUGACAGACAAGCACUAGCAUAUGUAGCUGGUUACAUUCUACGAAAUAUGGGUGUAACACCUGAAACCAACUGUAGUGACUGUAAAACAACUCUGUUCUCACCAACGCCCACAGAGCAUUUAUUAACAAGUGUCAAAGAAUAUGAUGCUUUAAACCCAAAAUUAUUGUGUGCUAGUGACAGCUUAAUGUCGUUUUUUAGUGUCCGAUGCCAGGCGUCGGCUUUGACCCGUGACGUAAGGGUGUUGUCGUGUGACAUCAUGACAGUGUGGAGUUGGGUUUGUGAGUGUGGCGUGUUUGUAGAUGUCGUUGUGUUGUUGUUUGUUGUGCCCUCUGGUGGUAUGUUCAGGGUUUUCGAUUGUGUGGUGUGAUGGGCUCAGUUUGCUUUUGCUCAUUAUCCAGAAUUGUUCGAGUGUCGGCUGUGUUUGUAGUGGAAUUCGUUGCAGUGAAUUAACGAUUUUGUGCGAAGGUUAAUUUAGUGUUGUUCGCUGUACGUCGUGUGGUAAUUUUAGUAAAAUUAAUCGGUUGUUGUUUUUGUUCAGGAAUGGAUCUGACGGAUAAAAUUAACAGUGCGCAGGUCAAGGGAAGUGUUUGAUACCAAUGUGUGGCUGUGUAUGUUGGUAUUGGUAUCGGGAGAUGUUUCUGAGCUAUAUAGGCCAAGGGAAUUGUUUGAUCCUAAUUUAUGGGAUCUGGAGCUGCUGUUGAGCUGUAUAGGUCAAGGGUAGUGUCCGAUUCCAGAUGAUACUGUGUUUAGUGGUAUUUGGGGAGUUUUGUGAUGUCGGUUUUUUUCGUCGUUUUGUGUGGUUUUGUAUGGGGGUGGGUGUCUAAAUUUGUUUAUAUUUAGUUUGCCCCCACCCAAAAACACCCCAUUUCCCGCGCUUGUUCCGUUACUUUUAUUAGGUUUUUUGUGGAAAGUGUGUGUGUUUGUUUCUCGAUGUAUUUUCGUCCUCAUAAUGUGUACGUAACGACUUUAUAUGCGCCAUAUUGGAAUCGUGGUUUAUGGUUGUUUCCGCCAUAUUUGCGACGUCAUGGGUCAAAGCAGACGGGCGGGAUCGGAUGCUUUCGUAUUUCCAAAUGUUCAUAGUCAGUUGUAUGCAUUCUUAGAUAAAUGUGGACACCAGGAACAAUUGGAGAAUACGUUCUAUUCACUGUUUAAGUUUCCAGAGGAAAUAACUUUUUGCAAGGCCCAUUUUUCUGAACAGUGUAUUUUAAGAUAAGUGUACCUCUAUUGCUUUACAAGUAUGUGAAAGAUUGGAAACACACCAUCAGUAAUAAAAGACUUGAUAUUGUUAAAGACAAAUUCAAUAAAAGGU